Molecule: messenger RNA, 1682 nt
Organism: Papilio polytes (common Mormon)
Lineage: Eukaryota; Metazoa; Arthropoda; Insecta; Lepidoptera; Papilionidae
Gene: Naa15-16
Product: N-alpha-acetyltransferase 15, NatA auxiliary subunit
Exons: 10
Biological process (GO): N-terminal peptidyl-methionine acetylation
Cellular component (GO): NatA complex; cytoplasm
Molecular function (GO): protein-N-terminal amino-acid acetyltransferase activity; protein binding
Source: RefSeq, a predicted model, not a curated record
CGUGACCUGUCUGUGUACCAUAGGCAAAAUUCUUCAUCGACUUCUUUGGUUUAUAGCCACGAGGUUUUUAGCAAUAUUUCAAUUUAUCGGUGGAAUAAUAAACAGAUACUUUAUAUCUGCAGUACAAAAUGCCUCCCAGUAACCCUUUGCCACCAAAAGAAAAUGCUCUAUUUAAACGAAUUUUGAGAUGCUAUGAACAUAAACAAUAUAAAAAUGGGUUGAAAUUCGCGAAGCAAAUAUUGUCGAAUCCAAAAUUUGCGGAGCAUGGAGAAACGUUGGCAAUGAAAGGAUUGACGUUGAAUUGCCUUGGUCGUAAAGAAGAAGCAUACGAUUACGUUCGUCGUGGUUUACGAAACGACCUGAAGUCUCCAGUAUGCUGGCACGUCUAUGGCCUACUACAGCGCUCCGACAAGAAGUACGAUGAGGCUAUCAAAUGUUAUCGUAAUGCACUCAAGUGGGAGAAGGAAAAUAUACAAAUUCUUCGUGAUCUUUCACUGCUUCAGAUUCAAAUGAGAGAUUUGGAAGGAUAUAAGGACACAAGGUACCAGUUAUUUAUGUUGAGACCCACACAGAGAGCAUCAUGGAUUGGUUUCGCUAUGAGUUACCAUCUCCUGGGUGAUUACGAGAUGGCGAAUAGCAUUCUAGAUGCCUUCCGCACUAAUCAGAUGAAGGGACCAUAUGAUUAUGAACACUCGGAAUUAUUAUUAUAUCAAAAUAUGGUGCUGGCUGAAUCGGGACAGUAUGAAAGGGCAUUACAACAUUUACAUAAAUUCCAAAGUCAAAUUCUUGACAAAUUAUCUAUUAAAGAAACAACUGGUGAAUAUUAUUUGAAACUAAGGAGGUUUAUGGAAGCGGAGGCAGUAUAUGAAGAUUUAUUAAAAAGAAAUCCAGAGAAUGUAAUGUAUUAUCAGAAGCUAAUUGAAGCUAAACAGCUUAGUAAAGCUGAAGAUAUUGUGGCCUUCUUUGAUGUAUAUAAAAAAGAGUAUCCAAAAGCAAUAGCACCUCGAAGGUUGCAGCUGAAUGAAGCUCAUGAUAUUUCUGUGUUUGAGAAUCUUGUAGAUCAAUAUUUAAGACGAGGUUUGCACAAAGGUGUACCUCCUCUUUUCAUAGACUUAAGAACUUUAUACGAAGAUAAAAGCAAAGCGGAAACGAUAGAAAAGUUAAUAUUACAAUAUAUAGAUAAUUUAAAGAAAUGUGAACGUUUCUCACCCGAAGAUAAUGAAAAGUCUCCGGCGAGUGCGUUAUUGUGGUCAUAUUACUACGCGGCGCAGCACUUCGACCACAAGAUGGACACGGACAGAGCACUGCAGUAUAUAGAUGCGGCGAUAGAACAUACGCCAACGCUCAUAGAAUUAUUUAUUAUUAAAGGGAAAAUAUACAAGCAUGCCGGUGAUCCAGUGCUGGCUUACAAGUGGCUGGAGGAAGCCCAGGCGAUGGACACAGCGGACCGCUACGUGAACAGCAAGUGUGCUCGGUAUAUGCUGCGUGCGGGACAUCUCAAGCGAGCUGAGGAUAUGUGCGCCAAGUUCACCAGGGAAGGCGUGCCGGCGACGGAGAACCUGAACGAGAUGCAGUGCAUGUGGUUCCAGACGGAGGCGGCGGCCGCCUACCAGCGCCUGCAGCAGUGGGGGGAGGCACUCAAGAAGGCGCACGAGGUCGACAGACACUUCUCCGAGAUAAUG